Molecule: messenger RNA, 2394 nt
Organism: Mytilinidion resinicola
Lineage: Eukaryota; Fungi; Ascomycota; Dothideomycetes; Mytilinidiales; Mytilinidiaceae
Product: WD40 repeat-like protein
Exons: 5
Coding region: 1-2394 (797 amino acids)
Biological process (GO): DNA replication-dependent chromatin assembly; nucleosome assembly
Cellular component (GO): CAF-1 complex; nucleus
Molecular function (GO): protein binding
Source: RefSeq, a predicted model, not a curated record
AUGAAGGCUACGCCGCUCCUCGUCUCUUGGCACAACGAGAAUGCCCCCAUAUACUCGGCACACUUCGAGCCCCAUGGAAAGGCCCGUCUAGCUACUGCUGGAGGAGACAACAAUGUCCGGCUGUGGAAGGUCGAAGCAUCCGGGGAUGAGAGAAAAGUCAUCUAUCUUUCCACCCUCGUAAAGCACACACAGGCUGUGAAUGUGGUCCGAUGGAGCCCUCGGGGUGAGAUCCUCGGUAGUGCCGGAGACGACGGCAACAUCCUCUUAUGGGUUCCCGCUGAGAAUCAAUCACAUCCGGCUACAUUUGGCGAAGAUGGUCUAGAAGAUAAGGAGACAUGGCGGGUCAAGCAUAUGUGCCGCUCCAUGGGUUCGGAAAUUUACGACAUGGCGUGGUCUCCGGAUGGUGCAUUCUUCAUCACAGGCAGCAUGGACAACAUUGCGAGGAUAUACAACGCUCAGACAGGAAACUGUGUUCGACAAAUCGCCGAGCACAGUCAUUACGUGCAAGGCGUAGCCUGGGACCCUCUCAACGAAUACGUCGCAACCCAAUCCUCCGAUCGAUCCGUACACAUAUACACGCUGAAGAACAAGGAUGGUCAUUUUUCGUUGGCCCAACAUAGCAAAGUCUCGAAGAUGGAUUUGCCAGCCCGGCGAAUAUCUUCGAACAGUCCGGCGCCUCCAGACUUCGGAGGUCGAGCUUCUUUCCCUACACACGAAUCGACACUCGCUAUCGGAUCACCUGUGCCUUCAGCACCAGGCACUCCGAACUCUCUGGCUCUGCCAAUGAACCCACCGCCGAUGUCCCAUAGCCGCCGCUCUUCCUUUGGUUCGUCGCCAUCGAUGCGCCGAUCUGUUUCUCCAGCCCCGUCCAUGCCUCUACCAGCGGUGAUGCCAAAUUCUCCCAGCAUUUCAAAUCUUGGAGUUGGAGUUCGGAAUGCGCCGAUUUACGCCAAUGAGACUUUCACAUCCUUCUUCCGCCGCCUUACAUUCGCCCCAGAUGGUAGUCUGCUGUUCACACCAGCCGGACAGUACAAGACUCUGCACCCGUCAUUGAGCGAGCUCGCCAAAGGAUCUGACGAUAUCAUCAACACUGUAUACAUUUACACUAGAGCGGGACUGAAUAAGCCACCAAUCGCGUACCUUCCGGGACACAAAAAGCCCUCAGUUGCCGUGCGAUGUUCGCCUAUCUACUACACACUCCGUCAGCCGAUUCUUACAACCAAGCAAAUCACGAUAGAUACUACGUCUGCCGAAGAUGAGAUUCCAGCGCUACCCGAACCAGCUCUGCCAUCUAAACUGCCUCCUUCUAACUCAGCAAUGGAUCCACCUCCGCUUACUAGUGCUCCUUCGCCAUCGCCGAGUAUGACCGCUGGUUCCCCCAGGCCUUACGAUUCAGAUGCUGCCACUCCAGGUAGUGUACCUUCUGGACCUCCUUCGGCUUUCAAUCUUCCCUACCGAAUGGUCUAUGCUGUUGCAACACAAGACGCGAUUCAUGUGUAUGAUACGCAACAACAGAAGCCGUUGUGUGUCGUCAGCAACCUUCACUUCUCUACCUUUACUGAUUUGAGCUGGUCUAACGACGGCUUGACACUGCUAAUGUCAUCCUCCGAUGGAUUCUGCUCUGCCUUGACUUUUGCACCUGGCGAAUUAGGCCAAGUAUAUCACGGCCCGAUGCCAUCACAGGCGAAACAUCACCACACGCCAUCUUCCAUUAAUACCGCCAAUGCUGCUUCCUCGAACAACUCUACUCCAACACCAACUCCGACCUCAGCAUCGAUACCGACCUCGGUAACGCCAGGCGCAGUACCUAUGCAAAAGCAACCCUCGGCCGGCUUCCCCGCAUCUCCAUCAUCAUUUGCUCCAGCUCGACCUGGGAGCCCGACUAGGAGCAACUCUGUUUCUAGUGUGGCAACUAUCUCUUCCCUCCAAGCGUCAGGAACAGGUGGCGCAUCUGGCGUUGCUCCAAGCCCUGGCGGCAGCGUCACCAUCGAUCACGGUGUCGUCUUGAAUCACUCUACCCCCGUCAUGUCAACUGUACCUAGCGUCGCCGCUACAAACUCUAGCACUGUAGGUGGGAUGCCCAUGUGGACACCGCCCAUGACGCCUGCACAGGGUGGUGGAAACACUCAUAGCGCGUCCAGCUCCGUUUCUGGCUUUGUCGGCGGCGCGCCGUGGGUUGAUGGAACCAGCAUCAGCGCACUAGACAACUCAAGGCGGGAAAGCGAGAGCGAGAGGAGCGGACGCGCAGAAAGCGUCGCCUCGAGCGUGAAGCGUAAUGCGGACGCCAUCCCAACGACAGAAGACAGGGCGGGUAAGAGGCGGCGAGUUGCGCCUACACUUGUCAGCAACGGUGGGAUGGAGCAUGACGGCGGUGCGCCUCCUCCGUCCGAGUAA